AUAAAUCCCUUGUAUGGUGCGCAGUUGGUUUGCACAGUGACAGCAGAAGAAAGGUUUGCUCACUCUACUCAAGCCUGUCAGAUCUACAACCACCAUGGCCCAGGACAUGACUCUGCUGUGGGGCUCCGGCUCUCCUCCCUGCUGGAGGGUCAUGAUCGCUCUGGAGGAGAAGAACCUGCAGGGCUACAACCAGAAACUGCUCUCCUUUGAGAAAAUGGAGCACAAGUCCCAAGAAGUGCUAGAUAUAAAUGCCAGGGGACAGCUUCCCUCUUUCAAACACGGAGACGUCAUCGUGAAUGAAUCCUAUGCAGCUUGUUUUUACCUGGAGAGUCAGUUUAAGUCUGAGGGAACCAAACUGAUCCCAGACAGCCCGGCAGAACAAGCACUGAUGUACCAACGCAUGUUUGAGGGUCUCUCAUUCUACGAAAAACUCAAUGCAGUUACCUACUAUGACUGGUUUGUCCCUGAAGGAGAGAGGCAUGACUCAGCACUAAAGAGAAACAUAGAAGCUCUGACCACCGAAGUCAAGCUCUGGGAGGGUUACCUGCAGAAGCUGGGCUCGGGUUCUCACCUGGCGGGACCAUCCUUCUCUCUGGCAGAUGUGACCGUUUUUCCAACUGUUGGUACUCUUUUCAGAUUUGGGUUGUCUGCAGAGCGUUACCCUAAACUGGGAGAGUAUUACGCUCUGCUGAAGGAGCGGCCCAGCGUCAAAGCCAGCUGGCCUCCUCACUGGCUGGAGAACCCCAAAGGACAAGACACACUCAAAGACAUCUGAGAUCCACACACACUUUUAAAGUCACGUCUGCCCGUAAUGUUUUGGAUUCUAUAAAAAUGGUUUUGUUCAAUAGGGAAAAAAGUGUUGAGAUCACAAGUAUGUUCUAAAUAUAUUAGUGUUACAAGGGCAGAAUGUGCUUGUUUUGUUUUUUUUUGUCAAACUAGCUUUUAUAUUUAGUUUAAAGGUUUUUGUCCAUCAUAUUUCUGUCAAAUGUUUGAUACAAAUUUGUUAAUAAACACAGGCUAUGUUAAACUACAACAUGUGAUGUUUCCAGGGGGACAAGCAUAGGUAGCAGGCAAAAUGUCACAUUGUGAUAUUGUUGAUAUAGCAACUUUUGUUGCUGAGAUACAUGCCGUGUAUCUACUAAUACAUGUACAAGUCACUAUAACAGCAGUUUCUAAUGCAUUUUGAGUCAUCCUAGGAAAUAAAUUGUUCUUGUACUAAAUAACCA
Molecule: messenger RNA, 1226 nt
Organism: Sebastes umbrosus (honeycomb rockfish)
Lineage: Eukaryota; Metazoa; Chordata; Actinopteri; Perciformes; Sebastidae
Product: glutathione S-transferase A-like
Exons: 6
Coding region: 95-775 (226 amino acids)
Biological process (GO): glutathione metabolic process
Molecular function (GO): glutathione transferase activity
Source: RefSeq, a predicted model, not a curated record